Verticillium dahliae VdLs.17 is the source of this 2178-nucleotide messenger RNA. RefSeq lists its product as uncharacterized. The record is from RefSeq and is a predicted model, not a curated record. NCBI's taxonomy places the organism in Eukaryota, Fungi, Ascomycota, Sordariomycetes, Glomerellales, Plectosphaerellaceae. The coding region runs from base 1 to 2178 and encodes 725 amino acids. The transcript is spliced from 2 exons.
AUGGCCCACCGUGCCGAAAGCUCAAUGCCAUGGAGCCCCGGCAAUCAAGGUGAAGGCAGUCAAGCGUCCCCCGAUCACCCGGAUGAAGGCAUCCUCGAUAGGAAACGACCUAUCACUGGCGUGACGACAAGUUUCACUGCGGGCUUCAGCCGCAAACAAACCUCGACUCCUGGCUCAGGCGUCGCCCCCGUUUCAACGUCAACUGUCAUGGCUUCACGCAAAGAAGCGUUCUCAAAGACAUCUAACACCGACUAUUCGCCUGCCAAUAACAGAGACCGCAAGCCGUCAAAUGCGUCAGGGACACCAGCUGUCAGGGAUAUCGUCUCCUGGCUCGAACACAAGAAGCCAGUUGCCACUGAGACGACUGAGAGACCCCUACGAAAAUUCACUCCAACAUCGUCAUACAGUGGCCAGCAGCCUAGUCCAAAGUCUCUUUCCGCCCAUGCUGGAGCUGCCCCUGCUCCCUCUCCUCAUAACGAUAACGGCUCAACUACUGUGGCGCCUCCGACAUGCGUCCCUGGAACGGACGAGGACUCUUUGACGAUGCUCACGUAUCAAGAAUUCUUUGCAAACCAGCCACUUGACUCGCUCUCGGAGAACCAUCCGCCGGAAGGGUUACAUUCUCCUUGCGGUAUGACCCCGAACAGUCGUAUCUACGGAAUCAAGCAUGAGUCUAGCGGGAGGGACGUUCCUUCGUUCAGCAAUGGUGAGUUCCCGCAUCGAGUUUCUCUCUGCCAGAGGCAUCUGCUUAUUACCACAGUCCCCGGAGAUAGUGCUGCCGAGGCCAAGGCCAAUAACGAAUGGCAGACAGGCAAAAUGGAAGGGGUUCGUGGCCACCUCGACAUGUCCGACGAGGAAGUCAACAGAAGCGCCGAGAAGCGCACGGUUAGGUCCGGAGAGAAGAAGCUCCUCCAAGAGGCCACCAUCAGUAACAGGGCUCUCGCAGCUGCCCACGGCGACCACGCAAACCGAGGCUCACACACUUUGUACCCCCCUAUUACAGAUGACACCAUGAUAUGGCGGGACCGCAGGGUCGCAGGGCCUCUUGUCCGUGCUCCCCAAGAUGACUCCGACUCGGACGAGUUCAGGUUUGAUAACAUGUAUGGGUUCCGCUCUGGGGCCGCCUAUAGCAGCCCAAUACCCGCCCCUUUACGUAUACCCUCAAGACAGCACCAGCCCGAGUUGCCUUUGCAGGAUGACCAGCGGUUCCGGCCUGGAGAAAUCGCAAUCAGACCGCUUUGCCUGCGGAAACCUAUCACCAGUAACACCAGUGCCAUGACGUCCAGUCCUGGGCUCGGUCAUGCUGAUCCUGUAGCAAGCUCUGCCAUACAGACCACGCACAGAGCAUUCCUUGACAACGACAACCGCCUGGGCGGGCCUUCUCAGGUUUUCCAUCCGAAUCUCGGCAAUGGAAAGGCGGACUGGAAGUUUCCUCGAAACGACACUGGCUCCGCCAGCUGCUCAAGUGAAUCUUCCUCAACCAAGGCGCCACAGCCUGCCGGAGAGACCCCACACCUUCGUGCCAACAAGGCAUCAAACCAUGUCCCGGUCGCAGCAAAGUCAUCAUGCCAGACCAGCUGGGACGCGAUGACGAUCCAGGAAAAGCUCCGCUUCCUCGACGCCUUCUUCGACAACGACGCCCCCAUCGACUCUCACCUCCCGCCCCUUAUCAAAGAACAACAAAUCCUAUACGAUCAAGUCUUCGCCAAAGCGCUCGCCGUGCCCUCCGAGCAUGCAGAGACCCCCCACCUCAAGGCAGAGCGCGACGCGGCCCGAGCCAAGAACAAAGCGGCAGGUGACCGAAUCUCCAGUGCGUAUCACGAAUCGAUGAGGCGGAUUCUGCCCGAUGAUCAUCAUUUCGCCUUCCCACAGCAGUCCCGCUCGUUUUGCCCAGUUGACAGCAGGACAGAGGCUACAGAAACACUCGGCGUCUCUCGUGGAGGCCCAAAGACAGCAGUUGACACGACGGGGAUAGAUUGCGAGACACGGCGCGACCAGUCCAGGGGCAACGAACCGCCGCCAGAGAGAGGUACGGGGUCCGAGCCUAGGAGGCACCUAGAAGGAGUGCCGCCCUGUCCAACCCGCCGAGCGCCUGUGGUGCCUCGGGAGGGGGGACGGAGGUUCCGCCGGGCUCUGACUGAGCCACCCAACCCGCCGACGGCGUAUGACUGGAGUUGA